This is a messenger RNA of Piliocolobus tephrosceles (Ugandan red Colobus), 285 nucleotides long. RefSeq names its product defensin beta 112 (gene DEFB112). The transcript has 2 exons. Gene Ontology annotation, cellular component: extracellular region. The record is from RefSeq and is a predicted model, not a curated record. Gene Ontology annotation, biological process: innate immune response. The coding region runs from base 1 to 285 and encodes 94 amino acids. Lineage: Eukaryota; Metazoa; Chordata; Mammalia; Primates; Cercopithecidae.
AUGAAGAUCUUUCUCUUUUUCUGUAUUUUGCUUUUUUUUGCUGUCCUUAUUCCACCAGCCAGAAGUGAAGGGCACCAUAUCAUCUUUAAUAGGUGGAAGGCAUGUACAGCGAUUGGCGGUCGAUGUAGAAAUCAAUGUGACGAUAGUGAACUUAGGAUUUCAUACUGUGAAAGACCUACAACUCAUUGCUGCGUGAGAGAAUGUGACCCUAUGGACCCAAAUAAUUGGAUCCGAAAGGACUCAGUAGGGACUCAAGAAUGGUACCCUAAAGACUCAAGUCAUUGA